ACAUUACUGUUAUCAUCUGCUCCUAUGUACUCUAGAGCUUAUUCCCAUUGCCCACAGCAAUGUCUACGGAAGUCACGGCUCGUACGGUUCCGCCGUAUAAUCAUUUUACGCAAAUUGGUGACCCUGUGCUGCGAGUCCGUGCCGAGGAAGUUCCACCGGAACGUUUGGACAGCCAAGAAAUUAAUGAUAUUGUGGACCAAAUGGUAAAGGUGUUACGGCACUACGACUGUGUGGGAGUAGCAGCACCUCAAUUGGGCGUGCCACUGCGUAUUAUUGUAAUGGAGUUUCGCGAGGGCAAGCGAAGGCAGUUCACGGCCGAAGACUACGAGCAGCGAAAGAUGUCGCCACUGCCGCUAAGCGUCUUUAUCAAUCCAAUGAUUGAGAUAAUCAGUGAUACGCAGCACACGCAUCCCGAGGGCUGCAUGAGCGUGCGUGGUUUCUCUGGCCAAGUGGCUCGAUAUGAUCGUGUCCGAGUCACCGGCAUUGGAAUGCUUGGAACACCUUCAAAGCUUGAACUUGUGGGUUGGAGCGCGCGCAUAGCGCAACAUGAAAUGGAUCAUUUGAACGGCAUUGUUUACGUUGACCGUAUGGACGUUUCUAGCUUUACUUGCAUUAAUUGGCCUCAUAUUAAUGCAAGUGGAGGACGCGCCGUGAUAGCGUUCGAUAAAUAAACAUUUAAAAGUAUAUCAAAAUAAUUAUAAUUACAAAAACAAAACUUUUCUACAGCUGGUUCACGGUUCACAUUCAUGCUGCGAACUAAUUCAAAACAAACUAUCGUAUAAAACGCACGGUAACAAUCGAUAUAUUUCUUCGUCAGCCCUGGCUAAAGUAAACCGGCUUAUUUUACGUGGUAAAUGCGAGAGUUUAGAGUUUUAAAUUGAAACACAAUUGUUAAAUAUAUUAUAGUUAGUCGCAGGUAAAAAAUUGUUAAUAAUAAUUUCAUUGAUUAUUUGGUUAACAUAUUAUGAUAAAC
Messenger RNA from Drosophila novamexicana, 973 nucleotides. Its product is annotated as peptide deformylase, mitochondrial. Gene Ontology annotation, molecular function: peptide deformylase activity. Bases 60 to 671 code for a protein of 203 amino acids. The record is from RefSeq and is a predicted model, not a curated record. Gene Ontology annotation, biological process: peptidyl-methionine modification; N-terminal protein amino acid modification. NCBI's taxonomy places the organism in Eukaryota, Metazoa, Arthropoda, Insecta, Diptera, Drosophilidae. The transcript has 2 exons. Gene Ontology annotation, cellular component: mitochondrion.